AUGCGAGCCGCCGCCGGGAAGGAGCGCGAUACGCAUCCGCCAAAGGAAGGAAUGGCGCGUCGUCGCAGUUCGUCGUUGUUAAAAACCUCGGUUGCAGCUGCGAAAAGCCGCUCUUCAGGGUCCGUUCAGCCGUUGUUUCACAACUCAAGAAUGACCGUUCGAAAACGCGUCGCUCCGAGGCCAGAAACAAUGCCAGCUCGGCGACUCACGUCCACCCAAGCGCCAGAUCUCCGGGGCGCGCCCGCGCGGACAUCCCCCAUGAGCAGCUGCGGAACCACCGUCGCGGCGGCGACUCGGCCGACCGCGGUCGGGUCGCGCGCGCGCGCCGACCCGCGCCUCCUCAGCGCGGCGCGCGGGGCCCACCGGCGCCGCUCCGGCCCGGGUCCCGGCCCCGGCCAACGACACCGCCAUCCUCGGGUCCUCCGGCCGCUCGCGGCGGGCCUGCCCCCGUUCCAGAGCUCGGUGGAGGACGAGCGCGACAUGUUCGAGCUCAUCAACAUGCAACACGACGACUCGUGGGUGACGUACAAGCCCCCGCCGCCGCCCCCGCCGCCGCCCCCCGAGCCCGAGGCGCCCGCGUACGGAACCUCCCCCGACAACUACGGCACCAAGGUGACCAGCGCGAAGAGCGCCAAGGCCAUCGACCUGUUCGAACGGGCGGCGACGCCGAUCGGGACGGUGGAGCGAGCGGAGGCGGCCCUGGCGGCGAGUCGCGCCAUGCAAACAAAGGGCAUCAUCAAGGUCAACCCGGGAAGCACGGUCAAGCGCGAGAAGCCCACCGCCCGGUCCUCGGACGAGGACGUCAAGGAGGCUGUGCAGGCUGUGAACUUUGCCAAAUCCUUCGCCGAGCGCAGAGCCGCGGAGGAGGCGUCCCGGCGGAGCACCGACCCGACCGCGCGGCUCCAACAGAUCACGGAGGGCAUGCGCGAGGACAACCUCGCGAGGGAGAGGCUCGCGGCCAGGACCCGCGAGGAGGCUUCCAGGCGCAUGCAGCGAAGCAGCAGCUACUACGGCGGCUCCGGCUACAGCACCCCCGGGGUGGAGUCCACGCAAUCGUCCACCAGCGGCGGCUACGGCGCGGAUCUCGCCGCCGGCGGGCUCGCGGGCGGCUCGGGCGACGCCAAGAGACUCGGGCCGGCGUCGGAUUUCUGGGAGUGGUCGCCGCCGUCGAUGCCCGCCGCCGGUCCCGCGGGCGCGGCGAGCUCGUAUUACCCCGCGGAGAUGCAGCGGCAGAAGGCUCCGGCGUACACGCGCCGCGUCGAGGCUGCCGUGGAGGUGAUGGAGCGCGCGCCCGAGCAGACGCUCGACCUGCAGUUCGAGACGACGAUCGAGCAGCAGAACGCGACGCUGCCCCAGUUUCAGAGCCAGGUUAAGCCCGCGUCGUCACCGCCGAAAGUCGAGCCGGCUAAGCCCGCCAGCGCCAGCCCCCUCGGCCUCCAGGACGCGCAGCUCCAGCAGCUCCGGGAGGUGUACCAGACGUCGACCGUCUCCGACGCGGCGAUCCUCGCCGCGGAGCAGAGGUACGACGUCGACGUCGCCGCGCCGGCUCCCGCGGGUCUCGCGGGGAGCAGCGUCGAGGCGAGUCUGGAGGACGCGUUGGCGAGUCCCGUGCGCGAGCUCGGCGUCGAGGACGGCGCCAAGGAGGGAACCCUACGCUCCGGCGCGAGGUGGUGGAGGGAGGAGGGCAAGGAAUACCUCGAGGACGGCAAGGUGAUGUCUUGGACGGUGAUUCGCGGCACGAGCGCCGACGGAAGCGUGGAGUGGGAGGAAAAGUUUUGGGAAACGUCCGACCCGUUCACGUACAGGGAGCUCGGGGCGAUCAAGUCCGGUCGCGACUCCAACGGUCAGGCGUGGCAGGAGUCCUGGAAGGAGCUGUACAACCACGACGCCAACCAGCUCCCGUUCAUCCACCGCGAGGCGUCCAAGUGGUCGCACACGCCAAAGGGGAAGUGCUGGUCCGAGGGAUGGACGGAGGAUUACCGCGCCGACGGCGUCGUGGACCGAUACUGCGAAAAGACGGGAAGUCUCGAGGACGGCGCCGCGCCCGAGGACGGUCACGCCAACCGCUGGACGCAAAAGUGGGGCGAGAAGUGGGACGGCCAGGGCGGAUGCAUCAAGUGGACGGAUACCUGGGCCAGCCGAGACCACGCCGAGGGCGGCAUGGCGAACGCCCCCUCCAGGUCCUGGGGCGAGAAAUGGGAGGAGAAAUGGGGCGACAACUACAACGAGAACGGCCGCGCCGGUCUCAGGCAGGGUCUCGCCUGGGACGAGCUCGGCGGCAACCACAAGGAGCGCACGUGGGGUGAGGAGCACUACCCCGACGGCAGGCUUCACAAGUACGGAAACUCCAACGACGGAUCGCAGUACUGGGACGAGUGGUGCGACGGCGCCGGGGGUUGGUGGGAGACGGCGCCGUCGUUCGGGUGGCACGAGGCCAUCGGGCACUCCCCGUCGCUCAUGAACGUGAGGCUGCAGCCGAGGGCGGUGAUGGGAAAAGGCAAGAACGGCCGCAACAUCAUCACGCCGCACCGGUCCAAGAAGGGCAACACCGCCCCGGGCGCCUCCUCCACCGGCGGUGCCUACAACCCCAACGCAUACCGCGGCAGCGAGAACAACCCGUACAGGCAGACCAGGCCAGACUACAACGGCGGGUCCCAGAACGGAUACAACGGCGGGUCCCAGAACGGAUACAACGGCGGGUCCCAGAACGGGUACAACGGGUCCUCCCAUCCCACCAACGGCGACGGCAACGGCAGCGGCGGGUCCCCUUUUCCGGGUGGCUACAACCCCAACGAUCCGAACGGCGGCGGCGGCGUGUACUGA
Molecule: messenger RNA, 2823 nt
Organism: Micromonas commoda
Lineage: Eukaryota; Viridiplantae; Chlorophyta; Mamiellophyceae; Mamiellales; Mamiellaceae
Exons: 1
Coding region: 1-2823 (940 amino acids)
Biological process (GO): starch metabolic process; regulation of starch metabolic process
Cellular component (GO): chloroplast stroma; starch grain
Molecular function (GO): starch binding
Source: RefSeq, a predicted model, not a curated record